UAUCAAACAUUUACUAUGUCCACUUCAGGAGCCCCACAGGCUAGUGCUACAAUUGUUCAAUACUCUGCUCAAUCUGGAGGUGGGACUCAGCAAUACUAUGUGCCUGCCAGCAAGAUGGUAGUCCAAGCUGCUACAGGUCUCCCACAGAGUGUAGUGAUGGCCAGCACUCCAGCCUCCUUGCAAAGCCCUCAGCAGCUAGCUGAGGAGGUGUCACGUAAGAGGGAGCUCCGGCUGAUGAAGAACAGGGAAGCUGCCCGGGAAUGCCGUCGGAAGAAGAAAGAGUAUGUCAAAUGUCUUGAAAAUCGGGUCGCUGUGCUUGAAAAUCAAAACAAGACUCUCAUCGAAGAACUCAAGGCCCUAAAAGACCUUUACUGUCACAAAAUUGAAUAGUGGAAGGCCAUCUGAGGCCAAACAUUAAAGAGACUGCUAUUUACAGCUUACUGCAAGCAUCUGGGCAAAAGUGUUUCUUACGUAUUGUGUAGCCACAGCUUGCAAUGGCCAGCAAAGGCCACAAUUGCCUCACCUGUGUAAUUCCGCGUGUUAAUGAUGCCUGCGUCUUUUGGUGGUGUUAGAAAGCUUAUUUCCUACACUGUUCUGGAGCCAGUGAAUGCGGUAUGUUGCCUUUGUCACUUGUGCUUUUGCAGGAAGGCGGCUAAAGAGUGUCGCCGCAGGAAGAGAGAGUAUGUACGGUGCCUAGAGACCCGACUUACUAUGCUGGAGGUGCAGAACAAGAAGCUUAUCGAUGAGCUAAAUUACCUGAAGGAAAUCUAUUCUGGAAUUUCCAGUUAGGUGUAGUGCAGUGGUGCACCACAUCUCAGCACAUCUCAUGGCUUUACCGCCAUUAUUUUUAUUCAAACAUUUUUCUGGAGGUGGUUUAAAGUUAUUUUGUGAAAAAUUACUUUAGACCAGCACACGAAUGCCAACAAAGAUUUUUUGACAAAACUUUUAAUUGGUUUUAAAUUGUUACUGUUUACAUUCUAUAUGCUACUUUCAAUGUUAAAAGGUACAUGUUCUUAAAGAAGCUUUGUCAUUUGAGUCAGCCUACAUAGAUCUAAAUAUAUUUGAAGUAAAAAUUGAAAUUAAAUAUAGAAGUCAUAAGAAUGUUUGAGUAUUUGUAGUGAACCUCUGAGUAAAUAUAUUUUUGGAUUGUUUUCUUUCUCUUUUUUGGCUCAAUACUGCAACUGAAACAAUU
Messenger RNA from Electrophorus electricus (electric eel), 1192 nucleotides. It is a transcript of the gene cremb, whose product is annotated as cAMP responsive element modulator b. The record is from RefSeq and is a predicted model, not a curated record. Gene Ontology annotation, cellular component: ATF4-CREB1 transcription factor complex; nucleus. NCBI's taxonomy places the organism in Eukaryota, Metazoa, Chordata, Actinopteri, Gymnotiformes, Gymnotidae. Gene Ontology annotation, biological process: regulation of transcription by RNA polymerase II. Gene Ontology annotation, molecular function: RNA polymerase II cis-regulatory region sequence-specific DNA binding; DNA-binding transcription factor activity, RNA polymerase II-specific.